This is a messenger RNA of Drosophila subpulchrella, 897 nucleotides long. RefSeq names its product seminal metalloprotease 1. Lineage: Eukaryota; Metazoa; Arthropoda; Insecta; Diptera; Drosophilidae. The transcript has 2 exons. Gene Ontology annotation, molecular function: metalloendopeptidase activity; zinc ion binding. Bases 14 to 769 code for a protein of 251 amino acids. Gene Ontology annotation, biological process: proteolysis. The record is from RefSeq and is a predicted model, not a curated record.
UUUGACAACCAACAUGUAUUAUUACUCUGUAUUAUACCUGAUUUUGAUUCUGAUCACCGUCGGCUUGGCCGCCCCAGCCGAGCGGAUUGAGACAGAUCCUGAGCUUACUGCUGGAUAUAUCGAGGGUGAUAUGGUGCCCAGUGGAUUGUCGAGGAAUAUUUGGCGCAAUGAAACCUAUCGCUGGCCCAAUCGAGUCAUCUACUAUCACAUCAAUAGCUAUAUAGAUGAAGAGCAUCGGAACCACAUUGUAAGCGCCAUUCACAAGAUCGAGUCCAUUUCGUGUCUGACCUUCAAGGAGGCCACCACCGAUCAGAAAUACUAUGUGAAUGUGACCUCCGAGGAGGGCGGUUGUUUCUCGUAUAUCGGUUACCUUAACCGAGUUCAACAACUGAAUCUUGAGAAUAAUGAAAUAGGAGUCGGUUGCUUCCGCCUCUAUACGAUUGUUCACGAGUUCUUACAUGCCCUGGGAUUUUUCCACCAGCAGAGUGCCGCCGAUCGGGAUGAAUAUGUGCAGAUUGUGGAGGAGAAUAUCACCGAAGGCAUGGAGUUCAAUUUCGAUAAAUAUACCGAACAGACAGUCAACGAUUUUGGCGAGAAAUACGACUAUGGCAGCGUUAUGCAUUACGGUCCCUAUGCAUUUUCCAAAAACGGCGAGAGGACAAUUGUGGUCUUGGAGGAGGGCAAGGAAGAUGUCAUAGGUCAGCGACUGGAGCUGAGUGAAACUGAUAUCAAAAAGCUGAACGCUAUGUACAAAUGCCCUAAUGUUUAGGAAUGAACACUGUUUAUCGUAUCGCCAUUCAGAGUUUUCUACCGGCGUAAUGAAGAUAAAUUUCGUUUCAUUAUUGUCAUCUUUUGCUCAAGCGAAAUAUAAUCUGUUUAUUGUGUUGACAAAUGCAA